This is a messenger RNA of Hemicordylus capensis (graceful crag lizard), 1894 nucleotides long. RefSeq names its product epididymal sperm-binding protein 1-like. Gene Ontology annotation, cellular component: cell surface. The record is from RefSeq and is a predicted model, not a curated record. The coding region runs from base 365 to 1489 and encodes 374 amino acids. The transcript has 8 exons. Gene Ontology annotation, molecular function: heparin binding. Lineage: Eukaryota; Metazoa; Chordata; Lepidosauria; Squamata; Cordylidae.
AGUCUAAUCAGAGAGGAGGUGACCUUGGACUUAAUCUUGAGUGGUGCCCAGGACCUGAUGCAAGAUGUCAGUGUCUUGGAAUCUUUAGGGAAGAGUGACUAUAGUGUCAUCAAAUUCAGCAUAUAUACAAGGAGAGAAUCACCCAGUAAGUCUGUCUAACACAGACACUUUGAACUACACAAGAUGAAACUUCGCUAAAAUGAGGAGUUUGGUGAAAAGAAAACCAAAAGGGAAAAUCAGGAGAGUCAUUUUGCUCCAGAAUACAUGGAGUUUAUUUAAAACCACAAUAAUAGAAGUCCAGUUAGAAUGUAUAUGAAAAAGGAGGAAUGUGUACCCAAAAGGAGGAACAACCAAGUCCGGAAGGAUGCCAACAUGGCUAACAAGUACAUUCAAGGAAGCUAUAAAGGGGGGAAAGACUUCUUUCAGAAAUUGGAAGGCCUGCCCAAAUGAAGAGAACAGAAAGGAACACAUUCUCUGGAAGAAGAAAUGCAAGGAGACAAUAAGGGUCCCACUUCCCUGUGUUUUCCCAUUUAUUUACCAACAAAAAUCUUACUCCUCCUGUACUGAAAUCAACAGUGGGAAACUAUGGUGUGCCACAUCUGCUAACUAUGACAAGUCCCCGCAGUGGAAAUAUUGUUCCCUUAAUGAGUAUGGCGGUAAUUCUGGUGGGCGAGCCUGUGUCUUCCCCUUCACUUACAAGAGCCGGACAUUUUACAAAUGUACCAAUGAAGAUGCUGCCCAAGGGAGAUUCUGGUGUGCCACAACCGGGAGCUACGACAAGGACAAGAAGUGGAGCUAUUGUGCUGACACUAGACUGGAUGCAAAUCCUCAGGGACCAUGUGUCUUCCCCUUCACCUACAAGAGCAAGUCCUACUCAUCUUGCACAACAGUUGGGACAUCUGGUGGAAAACUCUGGUGCUCUCUCAGCAGCAACUACGAUGAAGUUCCCAAAUGGACAUACUGCGAGCCCUCAGAACCCCUCCCCUGCAUUUUCCCUUUCAUUUUCCAGGGGAAAUCCUACUCUGCAUGCACCAAGGAAGGAGCUGCUGAUGACCAACUGUGGUGUGCCCUAACCCCUAAUUAUGACAAGGAUAGUAAAUGGAAGGCGUGUGCAAGCCAAGAGUAUGAAGGGAACUCCAAAGGCCAGCCAUGUGUAUUCCCCUUCAUCUACAAGAGCCGGACAUUCUACACCUGCACCAAUGAAGAUGCUGCCCAAGGGAGAUUCUGGUGUGCCACAACCGGGAGCUACGACAAGGAUAAACAGUGGAGCUACUGUGCUGACACAAGGCUAAGUUCAAGACCGACAGGGCCGUGCAUCUUCCCCUUCACCUACAAGAGCAAGUCCCACUCAUCUUGCACAACAGAUGGGUCAUCGGAUGAAAAACCAUGGUGCUCUCUCACCAAGAACUAUGAUGUGGAUCAAAAAUGGACAUACUGUGAUCCCGCAGGUGACUCAAACCAAACAGGGAAAGACCAUGGGUGCCUGUGAUUCCAGCGGUGGCAAUUUCCCAAUAACCUGACCAACGUUUGACUUGCUCUGCCUGGCUUCCCUUUGAAUUGUAAAAAUGUAGUAAUUCUCUAAUAAAAGUCAAUCUAUUCCUCAUAGAUUGGUGUGGCCCAGCCUCACCCCCAUUUCUCUUGCUCGCAAUCUGUAUGGGCUCUCAGAUCACAGUCUGAGACCACAGGAUAUAGACAUCUUGCUGAAGCUAAGCAGGUAUUGAUCUGACCAGUGUCUAGAUGGGAGAUCACCUGGGAAACUUUAAAUGCCACUUGAAUCCCAUGAUGGAAGAAGAAUGGUGUGAUCUAAAUGUAAUAAAUCAGUAAAAUCAACAUGGGCCUGGUUCACUGUGGACUCUCCAGCUGAACACAGAUGCAUAACAGACCUGAAGUGAGC